AUGGGCGUGCUGGCGAAGCUGCUGUACGUACUCGUGGAGGACGACGACGGGGAGCAGCAGCGCGCGGGGAGUAGUAGUAAACUCGCAGCCGAGGCAGGCGGAAAGGGCGCGCGUGCGGCGGUGCGCUACACCAAGUCGGUGCUGUCCAGCACGCUGCAGCUCAUGGGGUGCAAGUCCCGCCACGCCGUCAAGGUGAGACGUGCCUCGCCGUCAGGUCUCGGUUCUUUUGGUUUCGCCUUCACGUUUGCAGUCCUCUCUUCUCUCUUACUUGCGCUCCUCUCCCUCACCAAACACACGCAGAUCAGCGAGCGCGUCUUCCAGAUGCUGCUGCAGCAAGUCACCAGCCGGCGAGUUUCCGGCCAUCGGACGGACGUGGCGCACCGAUCACGGAUGGCAAACGGAUUCGACAGUACCCAGCGAUUGGCCAGGCCAAACCGAGAGGAUUCCAGUGCCGUUCUGGCCACCAGCGCCAGCCAUGAUAAUCACAGUUGCCGUGACAAUAACGGCCGUGACAAUAACGAGCGGACAGAAAACAGGGCAGCAGCAGGGGGGUCGAGUGCGGGCGGGGGGGACACAGUGAGGGGCGUGAGCGUGUCUUUGAAGCGCAGCACGUUUCUGGACGUGGUGUGCCGGGCGCUGGCGGAGUAUCGCUACCUCAGCGCCGACCAGCGCAGCGACCUCGCCCUCGCCUGCAAGGUGCGUGAGAGGAAGAUGUCAGUGACGGUGUUCCUGUGUGGCGCCAGCGGCUGUGGCAAGUCCACCCUCGCCUCCCUCCUGGCAUCGCGGCUGGGCAUCACAACAGUGGUGUCGACGGACUCGCUGCGCCACAUGAUGCGCGGCUUCAGCAGCCGCGAGGCCAACCCGCUGCUGUAUGCCUCCACGUACCAGGCAGGCGAACACCUCGACCCCGCUGCUGUUGCUGAUGCCAAGGCCAGGAAGAAGGCGGAGAAGCUGGGAGGGAAGCACGGCGGCGCACAGGCGGACACACAGGCUGCCGCAGCACAGCGAGACUGGGAAGGAGGCCGGGAGAGGAGGCUGGCAGCUGGGGAGGUUGGGGGGCAGGUGCGGCUGAGAGAGAUGCAGGGCGCUGUGGAUCUGAGAGAGAUGCAGGUCGCUGUGGAUCUGGGCGCUGGUGAGAGCAGAGGCGCGAUAGGACUGGGGGGUCGGGUGGGGGAAGGGCAAAUAGGCGGAGAAGGGAACAACGGGGGAGAAGCUGCAGUGACAGGGGGAGGUGGGGGUGGGAGGGAUGAGAGGGAGAUGGGAGAGGCGGUUUGGGAUGGUCGGCCAAGCGUGACAGGUUUGGACAGGGAGAGGAGUGGGGAAGGAGGCAGUGGAGGGAAAGGGAGAGAUUUGGGGAGUGGGAUGGAUGCUGUGAAUGGGAAGGAGCCAAUGAGUGAGAAGGAAGUAGUGAGUGAGAUGGAGGCAGUAAGUGAGAGGGAGGGGGUGAGUGAGAGGGAGAUGGUGAUUCAGGGGUACAAGGCGCAGAGUGAGAUGGUGAUAGGCAGUGUGGAGCAGCUGCUGUGCAAGUGGGAGCGCUGCCAUGAGUCCGCCAUCGUGGAGGGCGUUCACCUCAGCCUCAACUUUGUGGUGCGCUUUAGGGUUGCCUGCAUUCCACAUGGAGCUGCUGAAGCGGCAUCCUCUAUCAUUCCCUUUGUGAUGAACUUCGGCAACGAGGCGAAGCACAUGGAGCAGUUUGUGAUGGAGCUGUUGAAACGGCACCCCACGAUCAUCCCGUUUGUCAUCUACAUCGGCAACGAGGCGAAGCACAUGGAGCGGUUUGCGGUGCGCGCCAAGUACAUGACGCUGGACCCGCGGCGCAACAAGUACGUGCGCUACAUGCGCAACAUCCGCGCCAUCCAGGACUACCUCGUGCGCCGCGCCGACAAGCAUCUGAUCCCUAAGGUGAACAACACGAACAUGGACAAGAGCGUGGCGGCCAUCCACGCCACGGUGUUCGCCUGCCUGCGCCACCGCGCAGCCGGGGAGAGCAUGUACAGCCGCGCCUCCAACACGCUGCCACUGCUGCACCACGAGUACGACACACAGUACACUGCAUCUGGACUCGGCUCCAAAGGCAUGCUCUACGUCAUACAGAGAGAAGGCAGUCUGAGGGAGGGCAGGCUCAGGGAGGGCAGUGUGCGCUCCUCUGCCUCUGACCUCCCGGAUCCGCUCUCUGGUCUGCCCACGCGGGCCGUCAGCCUCCCCACGUACGCCUUUGGUGCUGAUAGCAGCGUGUCGGGCGCUGCAGCAGCUGCAGGGGAGCCGUACCCGCCUGCUGCUGCCCACACUCGCCUCUCACCCCUCCCACCUGACUUCCCACCUGAUGGUUCUCCACAUGGUGACCCACCUGGCACGGAGGCGUCUCAAAGCCACGGCCCGCCCUCCCUGUCAACACUGGCCUCCCGGCCGCCGCGCUCCUUGCAAGUGUCAGAGGGCAGCACAGGCACCACCUCAUGGGGGCCCUCUCUACAAGCAGGCGCAGCUCAUGCGUGCGUGUAUCCAGAGGAGCUGUCAGACGGGUAUGCCUCGGGCUACAGUUCAGGGGUACCGCCCAGAGGGCCCAGAGACCGCUUCGCUUUCGCAGCGUCUUUUCCAGCAGGGGCGCAGGGUCUUCCCUGGCAGGCAGGGCACGGGCAGGUGCCACCUCCCCCAGCUGUCGCCAUCCCCCUGCUGAACCUCUCAGAGACCCCGUCGGCUACGGAAGGCUCGCUGGAGUCCCCCAGUGCGCUGCUGAGCUCUGGGGUGAGUGCGUGCUCCACGCCCAGGGUAGGUGCACCUGGUGCAGGCGCAUCUCUAGGGGCAUCUGGUGGGGGCGGUGGCAGCGUGCUGGCGCCCAUCCACGUGCGCUUCAGCGGCCGCACGGCCUUCCCCCGCAGUGCUGACGUGGGCAACAGCAGCGGGGGGGAGGGCCUGGCGGAGCGCGAGCGGGAGAGGCGGGCGAGAGGAGGUGCGGCAGCAGCAGCGGGAGGAGCGGUGGGAGAGGUGGGGGUGAUGGGGGGGAUGGGCAUGGGGCGGCUGGCGAAGGCGAUGGACGGGGUGAGGAUGAGCGGGGGAGGGCAGUUUGCAGCGCACAUGCCCAGCUUCUACGGCUCGCCUGCCAGCCGCACGCACGCCCUGCAGAAGAAGGAAGAG
Molecule: messenger RNA, 3132 nt
Organism: Closterium sp. NIES-65
Lineage: Eukaryota; Viridiplantae; Streptophyta; Zygnematophyceae; Desmidiales; Closteriaceae
Source: the annotation of a GenBank genome assembly